Molecule: messenger RNA, 2130 nt
Organism: Drosophila willistoni
Lineage: Eukaryota; Metazoa; Arthropoda; Insecta; Diptera; Drosophilidae
Gene: Hsc70-2
Product: heat shock 70 kDa protein cognate 2
Exons: 2
Coding region: 76-1983 (635 amino acids)
Biological process (GO): cellular response to unfolded protein; protein refolding
Cellular component (GO): cytoplasm
Molecular function (GO): misfolded protein binding; ATP-dependent protein folding chaperone; ATP hydrolysis activity
Source: RefSeq, a predicted model, not a curated record
AACUGUAUUAAAUAAAAAUAAAACAAGCAUAAAUUUUACAACAACAAUCGUAAUAAGGUAACAAAAUUCGCAAUAAUGGCCAAGACUCCAGCCGUGGGCAUAGAUUUAGGGACCACCUAUUCCUGUGUGGGUGUUUGGCAGAAUAGUAAAGUUGAGAUUAUAGCCAAUGACCAGGGCAAUCGUACAACCCCAUCCUAUGUGGCCUUCAAUGAUACAGAGCGUUUGAUUGGCGAUGCGGCCAAGAAUCAGGUGGCCAUGAAUGCCAACAACACGGUCUUUGAUGCCAAACGUUUGAUUGGAAGAAAAUUCGAUGAUCCAAAAAUCGCAGAGGAUCUUAAGCACUGGCCAUUCAAGGUUGUAAAUGAGAAUGGCAAACCCAAAAUCGAGGUAGAAUUUAAGGGCGAGCGCAAGCGUUUUGCUCCCGAAGAGAUUAGCUCCAUGGUGUUGACCAAGAUGCGUGAGGUUGCCGAAGUCUAUUUGGGGGCCAAGGUAAAGGAUGCCGUCAUCACAGUGCCGGCCUAUUUCAAUGAUUCGCAGCGUCAGGCUACCAAGGAUGCUGGUUCGAUUGCUGGCCUAAACGUUUUACGUAUCAUCAACGAGCCGACAGCUGCUGCUCUAGCUUAUGGUUUGGAUAAGAACUUGAAUGGCGAACGGAAUGUGCUUAUCUUUGAUCUGGGCGGUGGUACAUUCGAUGUAUCGAUACUCACCAUUGACGAGGGCUCUCUCUUCGAGGUGAGAUCCACGGCGGGCGACACACAUUUGGGUGGCGAAGACUUUGACAAUCGUCUGGUCAACUAUUUCCUGGAAGAAUUUAGACGUAAGCAUAAGGCAGAUAUUAGGGGGAAUGCCCGUGCAAUGCGCCGUUUGCGUACAGCCUGUGAGCGAGCUAAGCGUACGUUAUCCUCGAGCACUGAAGCCUCUCUAGAGAUCGAUGCCUUGCAUGAGGGCAUUGAUUUUUAUUCAAAGAUCUCUCGGGCACGUUUCGAGGAGCUGAACAUGGAUCUAUUCCGUUCCACCAUGCAGCCUGUGGAACGUGCCCUUCGUGACGCCAAGAUGGAUAAGAAGGCCAUUCAUGAUGUGGUCUUGGUCGGUGGAUCCACACGAAUUCCUAAGAUUCAGCGUCUGCUGCAGGACUUUUUUGGUGGUAAGCAGCUGAACUUGUCCAUCAAUCCAGAUGAGGCUGUGGCUUAUGGAGCAGCCGUCCAGGCGGCCAUAUUAACGGGCGUUGGUAGCUCAAAGAUUCAGGAUCUAUUGCUGGUGGAUGUUAUACCACUCUCUCUGGGCAUCGAGACGGCUGGCGGUGUGAUGACCAAGUUGGUGGAUCGUAAUGCGCGAAUUCCCUGCAAACAGCAGCAAAUAUUCACCACCUACAGUGACAAUCAGAAUGCUGUCACCAUCCAGGUGUUUGAGGGCGAACGUGCCAUGACCAAGGAUAACAAUACGUUGGGCAACUUUAACCUGGGAGGCAUUCCACCAGCACCGCGUGGUGUUCCCCAAAUCUGUGUGACCUUUGACGUAAAUGCUGAUGGCAUUUUGAAUGUAAGUGCCAAAGACAAUAGCACUGGGAAACUGGAGAAGAUCACCAUUACCAAUGACAAGGGUCGCCUGUCCAAGGCCGAAAUCGAUCGCAUGUUGGCCGAUGCAGAAAAAUUUAAAGCGGAAGAUGACUGCCAUCGCGAACGGGUCAAGGCACGCAACAGUCUAGAGAGUUAUGUCUACGGCUGCAAGCAAGCUGUGGACGAUGCCCCAUCCGGAACUAUCAACGAUUCCGAACGCAAAAAGGUUCGUGAUAAAUGUGCAUCUGAAUCUUCCUGGCUAGAUGCCAAUACACUGGCCGAAAAGGACGAAUACGAACAUCAUCUAAAGGAAAGUCAACGUGUUUGCGGUCCCAUUAUGACCAAGUUGCAUGGCUCCACUGGCGGAUCUGGUGGAUCAUCUCACGGUAAACAGCAAACGGGUCCAACUGUGGAGGAGGUUGACUAGCUGAGCGGUCUUCUGCUCCUUUUUCUUCUUCGUUUGCUCCAGUAUUACUUACAGACAAUUUAUUCGGCCGUGUUUUUGUGAACAUAUUGAAUAUGUAUUUCAAAAUAAAUUAACAAGUCAUUAACUAGGUGGCCGAACAUUAAAACA